Molecule: messenger RNA, 1491 nt
Organism: Rhodamnia argentea
Lineage: Eukaryota; Viridiplantae; Streptophyta; Magnoliopsida; Myrtales; Myrtaceae
Product: ankyrin repeat-containing protein BDA1-like
Exons: 2
Coding region: 33-1289 (418 amino acids)
Molecular function (GO): protein binding
Source: RefSeq, a predicted model, not a curated record
CACUCCGAAACUCCCAUUUUAGAUAAACAAACAUGGAGUCCGAGCUCUACGAAGCCACCGUGAAAGGAAACGUGCCUUCUUUGCUCGAGUUGCUCGGAAAAGAUAAGUUGCUUCUCGAUCGAAUCAUGAUCGGGAAUCACACCGAGACUCCUCUGCACAUCGCAGCCAUGCUCGGACACUUGGAAUUCGUGGAAGAGGUCCUAGCUUGGAAGGCCGAGCUGGCAAGAGUGCAAAGUUCUCAGGGAUUGACUCCUCUUCAACUCGCAGCAGCAAAAGGGUACCUUAACAUAGUGGCAAGCUUGUUAAGAGUCGGCCCUGAAAUAUGUUUCGUCCGUGACAAAUACAAAAGAAACCCUCUUCAUGUUGCAGCCAUGAAAGGGCAUGUGGAUGUGUUGGAGUACUUGGUUCGAGCGAGACCUGAUGCAGCCCGUAGUGUCAUCGAACAUGGCCAGACGAUCCUGCAUUUAUGCGUGAAGCACAACAGACUGGAAGCUUUGAAGCUUUUGAUAGAUAUCUUGGGCGAUGAUCAGUUCAUCAACUCGAAGGACGAAGAUGGCAACACGAUUUUGCAUUUGGCUGCUGCUGAUAGACAAAUUGAGACUAUUGACUUCCUGAUUAAUAAAGAAGCAAAUCUGAGCAUCACGAACUCGAGAGGUUUCACAGUACUAGGCCUAUUAGCGCAAGGCCAAAGCGCGGAAAGAGUCUCAGAGAUUAUGGAGUCUGUUCCACGAACUUUAGAGAAUCCGAAUAACCCGGUCACCACCUCCCAUCCACCUGUCGGAGAAGAGGACAAGAAGGAAAGGAAGAGAAAGUGGCAAAAGAGUAUGCAUCAGUCACUAAUGGUGGUGGCGACACUGGUAGCUACCAUAGCAUUCCAAGCUGGUAUGACCCAGACUGACAAAUUCGAUAACCACCUGGAUGAGCACAGAGAUUUUAUAGUAUAUAACACGAUAAGCUUCAUCGCAUCACUCAGCGUCAUUUUGCUUCUCAUAAGCGGUCUUCCUUUAAAGCGGCGGCGGAUCUCCACGUGGAUUGUAAUGCUGACUAUGUGGGUUGCAAUAACCUCCACAGCCGCGACUUAUGGGAUCAUCCUAGGAGUCUUCUCCCCAGAGGAGGACAAAAAACAUGCUGAUGAUGCAGGUAAAACUGCGGUGCAGGUAUGGGUUAGAUUGAUGGAAGCUAUUUUCCUGUGCCACAUAGUUCGCUUAAUCCUGAAAUUGGCACGCAAAGUCCUGAAGUUCGUCUCCAGCGCCUUGAAGAAACAGAAGCCGCGGGAUCACAUACCUUAGCGCCAGCAUUUCGCUCCAAGUGUGCUUGUCCCAGAAGAAGGGCACUGAGCCGUGAGGCCAUGCAAGAUUAGAUGCUAUAUACUAUGUGAUAUUCAGUGUGCCGACCGGACAAAUCAUCUACGAUACAUUUGAGAAUGCUUAUGUGUGUGUAUGUGCUUGUUAAAACAAUUAAUGUCUUAACUGGAUGGAUGUUUUACUUGAU